Molecule: messenger RNA, 1985 nt
Organism: Eupeodes corollae
Lineage: Eukaryota; Metazoa; Arthropoda; Insecta; Diptera; Syrphidae
Gene: Pen
Product: importin subunit alpha
Exons: 6
Coding region: 232-1791 (519 amino acids)
Biological process (GO): NLS-bearing protein import into nucleus
Cellular component (GO): nucleus; cytoplasm
Molecular function (GO): nuclear import signal receptor activity; protein binding
Source: RefSeq, a predicted model, not a curated record
UUUAAUUUUCUCAAACGGCAAUCGUCUUCGCCAAAACCAAAUUCUUUCCGCCAUUCUCGCCAAAACUUUGUUGUCGCACGCACCCGAGAAUUGUUGUUUUACUAUUUUGUAUAAUUUCUAUAUUUUUAAUUUUAUUUCAUUAUAUUUAUUUUGUAUUUUAAACUUGAUCGAAUUUUAAUAUCCCGAAAAGUUAUCCAAGAGGAUUUUCGAGAACAACCAUUCUAAGACAAAAUGGAGCCCACAAGUCGCCAAAAUGCCUACAAAAAUAACUCCAUCAACAGUCAGGAAAUGCGGAUGAGGAGACACGAGGUCACCAUUGAACUGCGCAAAUCCAAGAAAGAGGAUCAACUGUUCAAGAGACGCAACAUCAACGAGGACGAUGUAGUGUCGCCCCUGAAGGAAGUCAAUGGCCAGUCGCCGGUUCAAAUGUCUGUGGACGAGAUUGUGUCGGCGAUGAACAGCCCCGAUCCAGACCGCCAAUUUGCCGGUACUCAGGCCGCCCGUAAGAUGCUCAGCCGAGAACGUAAUCCCCCCAUUGACAUGAUGAUUGGACAUGGAAUUGUUCCAAUUUGUGUACGAUUCUUGCAAAGAUCCGAUAACGCACUUUUGCAAUUCGAAGCCGCAUGGGCAUUGACCAACAUCGCUUCGGGUUCAUCGGAGCAGACUCGAUGUGUCAUCGAUGCCGAUGCUGUACCUCAUUUCAUUGCCUUGUUGCAGUCGAAGAUGAUAUCGGUGGCGGAGCAGUCUGUCUGGGCGCUGGGUAACAUUGCCGGUGACGGCGCUAAGACCCGCGACAUCGUUCUCAGUCACAGAGUAGUGGAUGGCAUCCUGCAGCUAAUCAACGAAAACACGCCGUUGUCGUUCCUGCGGAACAUCGUCUGGUUAAUGUCGAAUUUGUGUCGGAAUAAGAAUCCAUCGCCACCAUUCGAAGAGAUUAAACGUUUGCUGCCAGUUCUAUCGCAAUUGCUGUGCGGCAAUGAUGUUCAAGUACUUGCCGACGCAUGUUGGGCCUUGUCCUAUGUCACAGACGAUGACAAUGUUAAGAUCCAGGCUGUUGUGGAUACUGGAGUCGUGCCGCGGCUGGUGAAUCUGCUGGCUACCGACGAACCGAGUAUCAUUGUGCCGGCAUUGCGCAGUGUGGGCAACAUUGUCACAGGCACAGAUCAACAGACUGACGCCGUAAUCGCCGCUGGUGGCCUUCCAAAAUUAGGAUUACUUCUGCAGCACUCUAAACAUAACAUUGUAAAGGAAGCAGCAUGGACUGUUAGUAACAUAACUGCUGGAAGUCAAAAACAAAUUCAAGCUGUUAUCGAUGCAGAUAUUUUCGUGCACAUUCGCAAGGUCAUGGAAAAGGGUGAUUUUAAGUCGCAGAAAGAAGCUGCCUGGGCGGUAACGAACACCACAACCAGUGGCACUCCUGAACAAAUUAUCGAUCUCAUUGAAAAAUAUCAAGUUCUGAAGCCGUACUGUGAUCUAUUGGAAGCUAAAGACGCCCGAACUAUCAAAGUUGUUUUGUCCGGGCUAACGAAUUUGUUUGCAUUGGCCGAGAAACUCGGUGGCACUGAGAGUCUUUGUUUGACGAUAGAACAAAUGGGCGGAUUGGAUAAACUGGAGAGUUUGCAAACACACGAAAACGAAGAAGUCUACAAGAAGGCCUAUGCCAUUGUGGAUUCGUACUUUAGCAACGGAAAUGACAAUGAGUCGGAAUUGGCUCCGAAAGAGUUGAAUGGUGCACUCGAUUUUAAUUCGUCAUCACAAGCAAACGCGCCUGAGGGAGGAUUUAAUUUUUAAUUUUACAUCCCUCGUUACCCCACAUCGUUUUGUUACUUACAUUUUUCUCCAAACUAUAUUUUUAUAAUUCAUUUUUAUUUUGUUUCGAUUGUGUACAAUUGUUUACUUUUUAAUAUUUCAUUUAUUUGAUACAAAAAAACAAAACCAGUACCACAUGCAUAUAUUCAUAAAUCAUGUUAUCAUAUAUUCCAAUA